Messenger RNA from Adineta steineri, 294 nucleotides. The record is from the annotation of a GenBank genome assembly. Lineage: Eukaryota; Metazoa; Rotifera; Eurotatoria; Adinetida; Adinetidae.
AUGGCUGCUGAAGAACAUAUUUUUCGUGAAUUUCUUGAAACUUAUAAUCGUAUUGUUGAAGAAUGUUUUAAUCGAUGUGUUUAUACAUUUAAUUAUCGAUAUUUACUUGAUAAUGAAGUUGAUUGUGCAUCACGUUGUACAUCAAGAUAUGUUAAUUAUAAUCAACGAUUGGCAAUGAAUUUUGCUAAAAUUCAAUCUAAGAAAAUGAUUGAUGCUCAAGAACAAGCUGAAGCACAGCAAGAUCCAUCAUUAAUGGUGAAUACUCAGAUUGCUGAUACUUCUAAACCUUCCUAA